Fusarium subglutinans is the source of this 1554-nucleotide messenger RNA. Its product is annotated as DNA mismatch repair. The transcript has 2 exons. Lineage: Eukaryota; Fungi; Ascomycota; Sordariomycetes; Hypocreales; Nectriaceae. The coding region runs from base 1 to 1554 and encodes 517 amino acids. The record is from RefSeq and is a predicted model, not a curated record. Gene Ontology annotation, molecular function: protein binding.
AUGGAUCGAGUGUUCAAGCGCGAUGGUACAUGCAACACACGAAUCCGUUCCUCGGAUGCCAUGCCUCUUCUCUACGUGCCCAAGAAGCGCAAGCCGAAAAUGUCCGAAAAGCCUUCGCGACUUCUCGCUUGCCCCAUUGAGAUUCAGCUCCACGUCUUGGAAUUCGUCCCAAGGGAGGGUUUGGUCGCCUUGUCGCGCGUCAAUAAGCAUCUCGCCAGUAUCGCCCAGCCUGUUCUUCACAGGGAGCUCGAUGUCAAUUGUCCUCGCGUCAAUUUCAAACGCCACUCCGCCCCGCUGGUCCUGGUUUUACGAACUCUUCUCUCACGACCUGACCUGGCUCAAGCUGUUCAGCAUCUUCGCUUAGAUGGAUACGACUUUGUCGAAAGACGACUUAAUCAACUUCCGACCACACCCAUCUUCCAUCUCUCAGAUGAUGACAAGUUGAAGGCAGUCCAGUUCAUCAGGGCUUUGGAUCUUUACCAAGGCCUUGACUGGGCUAAAGCUUUCCUGAAGGGCCAGGUUGAUUCUCUGGUCAGUCUCCUUGUGGCUCUUACGCCAAGGGUCAGAAGCAUUUAUCUCGGCGAGUUCUUCUCUGUUGAGAUCUGCUACCUCCGAAUGUUGUUGCAUCCGGAGAGCUUCGGCAACCCAGAAGGCAGUAACGUGCACAAAUUCGAGCAUCUCCGCCACGUUACUGUCGACAACCAUUGUGCGACGUACCAUCACACCCGUUUUGACUUCAACACCGUCUACCAAACCUUCUUUCAUCUUCGCAUGCUUGAGAGUCUGUCUAUCUCAGGAAGCUUUCCCGAGAAUUUAUCAGCCUUCACCAUCCCGGCGAAGUUGGAACAUCUUAAACGUAUGGAUCUGAAGCGAAUUGGUGAAGCGGAGCUUGGCCGAAUUCUCUCUAUGGCACCCAACCUGAAAGAGUUGAAAUAUACCUACGCCUGGUAUCCCUUGAAAAAUAUGGAUUCGACCCACGAACAGACGCUGGACAUGAAGACGCUAUGCGGUUCUCUGGAAGGUCAUCGACAGAAACUCGAAAAACUUGAGCUCCUCGCUCUCGAUGACGGUGACGUCCUGGCCGAAGAGCCAGACAUUGCAUGCCGGCCAUUAACCCUUCAGGGCUCCUUUCUCAAACUGCACGACUUCUCGAAUCUUCGUAGUCUUGCCGCCCCGUGGAUUUUCAUUGCCGGGCCGUCGAAGGGGGAACACUCUUCGCCACUGCACCGCCUCAUCCCGAAGUCCGUGGUGCAACUAACCUUGACAGACGAUCUUUGUCUACAGCCGUACUGGGACUGGGGUCCCGAGGAGGUAUCGGGUAUGCUAACCGACUAUUGGGACGAUCUGAAAGAUACAAAGACUGCUCUUACCACGAUGUUCCUUGUGGGACCGCUACUCUCGAAGCUGUUCACUCAGGACAAGUUACAUGUACACGUGUCGAGACAACUUGCUGGUUCUGCGGGUGUCACUCUUUUGUCAGUCGAGCUGACUAUUGAUAACCGUGACGCAUUGCGUGCCGCGGAGGAGCGUGCACGUCGCUAUGGGAGCCCAUGA